CCUCGGGGCGGCCGCUCUUUCACCCCGCGUCCCCGCCGCGAUGGUCUUGGCCCGGCUUCUGCCGUUCCUGGCGCUGUUGCUGCUACUACAGGGCCCCGCGGCGGCGCGCGCGUCCCCGCCGAGGGCGCUCCACGAGGUGGCGACCACCUGCAAGGCUGGCAUCCUGUGUCCGCGGGCGCCCAUCAAGAAUUCGAGUGCCCUGCCCGUCAACGUCAGCCUCUACUAUGAGUCACUGUGUGGUGGCUGCCGGGGAUUCCUGGUCCGAGAGCUCUUCCCCACAUGGCUGAUGGUCCAGGAGAUCCUCAACAUCACUUUGGUGCCCUACGGGAAUGCCCAGGAACAAAAUGUCAGCGGCAAGUGGGAGUUCACGUGCCAGCAUGGGGAGCGUGAGUGCUUGCUCAACAAGGUGGAGGCCUGCCUGCUGGACAAGCUGGAGAAGACCACAGCCUUUCUAACCAUCGUCUGCAUGGAGGAAAUGGAUGACAUGGAAAAAAACCUGAAGCCGUGCCUGCAGAUCUAUGCCCCGGAGGUGUCCUCAGACACCAUCACAGAGUGCGCAAUGGGGGACCGCGGCACACAGCUCAUGCACGUCAACGCCCAGCUGACAGACGCUCUGCAGCCACCCCACAAAUACGUGCCCUGGGUCGUCGUCAAUGGGAAGCCCAUGAGUGAACAGGAUGAGCUCCUGAGCCUCGUUUGCCAUUUGUACCAGGGUGAGAAGCCAGAUGUCUGCCAAAUUGGGACCAGGUCCCAGAGGGAAGUCUGUUUCCAGUGACGGCCGUAAAAACCCAGCUGCCUCCAUUUUUUCGACUGCCAGCUCUUGGCCCCUGGAUAACUUCUGCACAUCCCAUGAAGCCCUGACUCAGAAUCCCACCCUAAGAUCAAGAAUCUUGCCCCUCUGAGAAUGGUGCUAAAUGGAAACUCCUUAAAUAAACUUUUCUGGAUGUUA
Messenger RNA from Trichechus manatus latirostris (Florida manatee), 949 nucleotides. RefSeq names its product IFI30 lysosomal thiol reductase (gene IFI30). The transcript has 7 exons. The record is from RefSeq and is a predicted model, not a curated record. Bases 41 to 775 code for a protein of 244 amino acids. Lineage: Eukaryota; Metazoa; Chordata; Mammalia; Sirenia; Trichechidae. Gene Ontology annotation, molecular function: oxidoreductase activity, acting on a sulfur group of donors, disulfide as acceptor. Gene Ontology annotation, cellular component: lysosome.